Glycine soja is the source of this 1907-nucleotide messenger RNA. Its product is annotated as protein PIN-LIKES 7-like. The transcript is spliced from 10 exons. Bases 319 to 1548 code for a protein of 409 amino acids. The record is from RefSeq and is a predicted model, not a curated record. NCBI's taxonomy places the organism in Eukaryota, Viridiplantae, Streptophyta, Magnoliopsida, Fabales, Fabaceae. Gene Ontology annotation, biological process: endoplasmic reticulum to cytosol auxin transport. Gene Ontology annotation, cellular component: membrane.
UGUCAUUAAUUCCAUAGUGCUUUCCCCACUUGCUGACAAUUGGUGUUACCUUCAUGGUUGUUCCUUGCAGAACUUUGGUCAUGUGAACUUAGCCUACUCGUUUUGUGUCUUUAUUAUUUUCUUCCACUGUUUCUUGCUUAACUUGAACUUCCUCAUGGCUUAUGAUGUAACAGUAUGGCAUUGAUUGUCACUGGUUUAGUAAUUAGUGACUAUUUGUUCUGUUUUCUAAGAUUUAUCUUCUAUUCAUCCUAGAGAACAGAACAGUAAUAUUGAGCAACAAGAGAAGGAGAUCAACACAAGUACACAACAGAAGAAAAGAUGGGGUUUUUGCAACUAUUGGAGGUGGCGUCUGCUCCAGUUAUUCAAGUCCUACUUAUCAGUGCAGUGGGAGCUUUUAUGGCAACUGAUUAUUGUGAUAAUCUUCUUUCGGCAGAGUUUAGAAAAUCCUUGAACAAGAUUGUCUUCUUCGCGUUCACUCCUUCGCUUAUAUUUGCGAGUUUUUCCAAGAAUGUUUCUCUUGAAGAUAUGAUAUCAUGGUGGUUUAUGCCCGUUAACAUUGGAUGUACCUUCUUAAUUGGAGGGAUUCUCGGAUGGAUACUUGUAAAAGUACUAAAACCAAACUUGAAAGUGCAAGGGCUUAUUAUUGCUUCAUGUUCAACAGGAAACAUGGGUAAUCUUCCUGUUGUAAUUAUCCCAGCAAUCUGUGAUCAGAAAGGAGGUCCAUUUGGUGCACCUGAUGAUUGCCGCAAUAGGGCUCUCUCUUAUUCCUUUUGCUCUUUGGCGCUUGGUGGUGUCUUCAUCUGGACUUAUACUUACCAACUAAUGCAAAACACAUCCUUGAGAUACAAGGCAUUUGAGGCUGCUGAGAUCUUAAAGAUUCCCAGCAAAGACAUUGAUGCUAAUGCAGAAGCUCGCCUUCUCAAGCAAAAUGAGGGUUACGCCGUAGACACUGAAAAUCAGAUUCUUGUAGACCAAGGUCCUUCUAUUGCAACGAAGAAUAUGGAAAAAUGCUUUUGUCACAGAAUGAUGGAAACUCUUGUCCAAAUCCUGGCAGAACUAAUGUCACCCCCAACAAUUGCUACAUUUUUAGGUUUCCUCUUUGGUGGAGUUAAAUGGCUAAGAAACCUAAUAAUAGGGCACGAUGCUCCACUGAAAGUGAUCCAAGACUCAAUUCAAUUGUUAGGGGAUGGUACAAUUCCUUGUAUCACGGUUUUGCUUGGUGGCAACCUUACACAAGGCAUGCGAUCAUCAAGUAUCCAACCAUUGAUCCUCAUUUGCAUCAUCAUAGCUCGACUUUUCUUACUACCUGCCAUUGGAUUUUUUGUUGUUAAAGCGGCUGCAAAUUUUGGUUUCCUCCCAUUGGACCCUUUGUUUCAGUAUGUGCUAGUGAUGCAGUAUGCCAUGCCACCUGCAAUGAAUAUCAGUACCAUGGCUCAGCUAUUUGAUGUAGGCACUGAAGAGUUUUCAGUUAUUCUCUUGUGGACAUAUGGAGCUUCAACUAUAGCCCUCACUCUUUGGUCAACGUUCCUCAUAUGGAUAUUUUCUUAAUUAAGAUAAUUUUUUUAUCACCACAGCCAUCAGUAAAUUAUCCAAACAAACAGCAUGAAGGAGAUCGUAUUCUCUAUACAGCUGGAUAUGAAGGAUGGUAUGUUUGAGAAUUCUUGGUAAAUUUUUUGCAUGAUGUGCUCUAGAAUCAACUAGACCACACAAUAUGACAACUAAGUUAGGAGGCUGGGUAAAAAAAAAACCGGAUUGCGGUUCAUGGCUCUGUUAAAGAUGUGUGUGUGGAAAGGGUACCGUGGUUGAGGCCAUUCAUUUUGUUUCUAGUUUUCAUGUUUUUCUUUCUCCUCAAAAACACAUGUCUAUUUCUUUGUACUAUCUAAUAGUAUCUGUUGUAAAAGUUAUGA